Parathielavia appendiculata is the source of this 1773-nucleotide messenger RNA. RefSeq names its product subtilisin-like protein. The transcript has 2 exons. Lineage: Eukaryota; Fungi; Ascomycota; Sordariomycetes; Sordariales; Chaetomiaceae. Bases 1 to 1773 code for a protein of 590 amino acids. Gene Ontology annotation, biological process: proteolysis. Gene Ontology annotation, molecular function: serine-type endopeptidase activity; tripeptidyl-peptidase activity. The record is from RefSeq and is a predicted model, not a curated record.
AUGCCGCUGUCUUCCCUUCUCCUCGUUCUCGCCGCAGCCGCCUCAGCACGUGUCAUGGACCGGCUCGCCGCAGUCCCCCCGGGGUGGCAGCAGUCCCGGGCAGCAUCGCCAGACGAUCCCAUCUUUCUCCGCAUCGCCCUCAAGCAGCAGCCGGAGCGUGUCAAGGCCCUGGACCAGGCCGUGUUGGACAUGUCGACUCCCGGACAUCCAAACUACGGCCUGCACAUGACGCGUGACGAGCUCAGAUCCUACACUGCUCCGUCCGAUGAUUCCGUUUCGACCGUCACUUCCUGGCUCCAAGAUCACGCUAUCCAGCCAACGGUGGACAACGAUUGGGUCUCGUUCACCACCACGGUGCGAACCGCUAAUGAGCUGCUCGACACCCAGUUUGCCUGGUACCAGCACUCCCAGGGCAGCCACCCUGCGCUUCGGACCCUCUCGUACAGCGUGCCCGACCAUGUCGCCCCUCACCUCGAUCUUGUACAGCCCACCACCCGCUUCGGCAACCUCGGUGCUCGCAAGUCAGCCGUCUUUGACACGCACCCCAUCGAGCUUGACGGAACUAUCAUCCCCGAACCAAACGUGAAGUUCUCGACCAAGGAGACCGACCCGUGUGCCUCCCAAAUCACCCCGGCGUGCCUCAGGGUGCUGUACAACAUCCAUUACAAGCCGGCUGCCCCUGACGACAAUAAGGUGGCGUUCGCUUCGUUUCUCGAGGAGUAUGCCCGGUACGAUGAUUUGGAAGUAUUCCUGAAGCGCCUCAUGCCGGAGGCAGUGGACGCGAACUUUACGGUUGAGCUUGUGAAUGGGGGUCUGAACGACCAGGAGAGCGAGGAUGACAGCAGCGAGGCCAAUCUCGAUUUGCAGUACAUCCUCGCCCUGAGCCAUCCGAUUCCCGUGGUGGAAUACAGCGUUGGCGGACGCGGUCCCCUCGUUCCUACGGCCAAACAGCCCAACCCGCCGGGCGACAACGAGCCGUACUUGGAAUUCCUCCUGUACAUGGCUGGGCUACCGGACUCGACCCUCCCGCAGACCAUUUCCACCUCGUACGGCGAAGAAGAGCAGUCGGUACCCCGCGACUACGCCAUCAAGGUCUGCGACAUGUUCAAGGAGCUCGGUGCCCGCGGCGUUUCGGUCAUAUUCGCCUCGGGUGAUUCCGGCCCCGGCGACUAUUGCAUUAGCAACACGGACAACACCACCUUCUUUGAGCCGACCUUCCCCGCGGCCUGUCCGUGGGUGACUUCGGUUGGCGGCACGACGGACCCGUCCGAGGAGCACGCCACGACGUUCUCGAGUGGCGGCUUCAGCAUGUACCAUGAGCAGCCCGUCUGGCAGAAGGACGCGGUCAACCGCUACCUCGACUCGAUCGGCGACGUUUACUCGCCCUUCUUCAACCGAACAGGAAGGGGUUUCCCCGAUGUGGCUGCCCAGUCGAACAGGUUUCUGGUGCAUAACGGGCCGUACUUCACCCUGAUUGGUGGGACGAGCGCUGCGUCCCCUGUGGUGGCUGGCAUGGUUGCGCUGUUGAACGCGGCGCGCAAGGCGCAGGGCCAGCCGCCGAUGGGGUUUUUGAAUCCCUGGCUGUACAAUAACUCGGCCGCGUUCAAGGAUAUUACUCUCGGAGCCGGGAGGGGGUGUUAUGGCAGGGAGGAGUUUGGCGGGGGGUAUGCGCGGUGGAAUGCCACGGCCGGAUGGGAUCCUGUGACGGGGCUGGGCACGCCGCUGUUUGAUAAAUUGCUGGAGGCGGCUGCGCCGGGGACACCGAAUGCGUAG